Molecule: messenger RNA, 5604 nt
Organism: Pantherophis guttatus
Lineage: Eukaryota; Metazoa; Chordata; Lepidosauria; Squamata; Colubridae
Gene: HMG20B
Product: high mobility group 20B
Biological process (GO): regulation of gene expression
Cellular component (GO): nucleus
Source: RefSeq, a predicted model, not a curated record
UGGUAUAAUUUAAUGGUAUCUUCUUCCCCCACAUAUUGCGAUUUUCCCAGGUUCUUUGUCCCUAGCCUAGCUUAGAGCAGCCUCACCUGGCACGCUUUUUCAAACGUCCCGGAUUGCAAAACCCAUAAAGCUCCAACCAGCAUGGCCGUUGGGAGCUCUUCUAACAAUUUCGAAGAGUUCAAUGGUUUCAGGAAGCCCCCCCCCUUUCCCCAAUCCCCCCAAGGGCAACAACUCUCCUAUUAACGAUGGUGCAAUGCCUUUUAAAAUGGAGAUUCUCUUUUACCCCUCCCACCUAAUGGAUUUGGUGCGGGCUUUCUCCCUUACUCCUCUCCCCCAAAAAAUUAGUUAUAAUGUUGUUUCUAAAGUUGUGUAUUUCAGUAGUCAGCCUUGCCUAUUGAACAACUUCUGUAUAGUGAGUGUUUUAAGUGAAGUGGGGUUGAGGGGGGAGGCAUCUGCUCCAUCUUAUUUGGUUCUGUAGGGUUUUCUAAUAAUAUAGAAUUUCAACAAUAUGAAUGGGAGCGCCAAUUAACAUUUUUGUUCAAGGUGGAGAUUGAUUCUCCAUAUGCCACAAUGGCCAUGUUUGCGUAAUACAGACUGGCCCACACGAAUGUGAUAGGUAAAUUUAAGCCAUGUGGUUAAUGGUACAGCAUGUCAUAUAAAUUCAGAAAACUGCGUUGAGAAAACCGUAUUUCUGUUUAUUGUAAGCGUAUUGUAUGAACAAAGCAGAGGUGUUUAUUUAUCCAUCUUGACAUAAAAUGCAUCUUGGUGUAUCUUCCAAAUUGGAAUGACCUUUCCCAGGUCACUAAUUAUCUCUACAGACAGAGAUUGGAUACCUGUAACUCUCCAGAUGUCAUGUAGCAAUCUGUACUAGCCACAGGAUCAACUUGCAUAUGGAGGAUCAUAAAUUCCCUAUCAUUAGUCUAAGAUUAUGAAGGGACGGUGGCUUCUUACUCCAAAAAUAUUGAGCUACAGUGUUUCUCAGCCUUGGCAAUUUUAAGAUGUGUGACUUCAACUCUCAUAAUUGCCCAGUCAGCAAGCUGACAGAAGAAUUCUGGGAGUUGAAGUCCACAGGUCUUAAAGUUCCCAAGGUUGAAACACACUUAAAUUACUGUACAUAGACUAAUCCCAAUUCAGUAUUUGGCAGCUAAUUUACUAUAUAACUACAUUUCCCCUAAUUCCCAUUGACCAUGCUGGCUGGGGAUGAUGGAAGUAGCAAUCCAGCAUAGCUGAAGAGCUUCCAUCGAGAAAGAUGGCCAUUAUUAUAUUCCAGAGGAGAAUUUCUCUUGUGGUUGCCCCUUCCUGUUCUAUUGAAAUUUUCAGGUUAGAAACUUUUGGGCAUAACAUAAAUUGAUCCUGCCAGGCCUUUAUCGCUUAAUCCAGGGGUCUCCAACCUUAGCAACUUUAAGCCUGGACGACUUCAACUCCCAGAAUUCCCCAGCCAGCUUUGCUUUCUAGGAGUUGAAGUCCACCAUGCUUAAAGUUGCCAAGGUUGGAGACCCCUGUCUUAAUCUAUGCAAAUGGAGCUUCUCUUACAGGGUCAGCUUACUUAGGAAAGUAAGCUAUUUUGUUUUCUUUGCAAGCCCUGAGGGCUUUUGUUCAGCCAUUCUAAGGGUUUAGAUGAUGCAUGAUUCAUCAUUUAGGCAUUCAGAAAAAGUGUUCAGAGCCAUUUUAACCCCCUGUGUAAAUUAUUUCCUGUCCAAGCUAAUUGUAAUUUACAAACUAAUAAUUUUCACAUGUCGUUUUUUUAGGUUCCUUAGUUUAAGUGGACAUUUAUGGUUUUUUUGAAUUCAAGAAAAAGGAAUGUCACAGAGCUCCAAGCAGCAAUCUACGGGACUCCUGAACGCUGCAAGUAAAGCUCAACAUGGGAACUUCCUAGUGGCUAUUAAACAGGAGAAAGGCGAGGCCCCUCGGUUAAUUGGGGAAAAGCCCCAUGGCGAAGAGGAGCCAGUGAAAAAGCGGGGCUGGCCGAAAGGCAAGAAGAGGAAGAAAAUCCUUCCAAAUGGACCGAAGGCCCCCGUGACAGGCUACGUCCGCUUUCUGAAUGAACGACGGGAGCAAAUUCGCAUGCAGCGCCCAGAUUUGCCCUUCCCUGAGAUCACAAAAAUGUUGGGAGCAGAGUGGAGUAAACUACAGCCCACAGAAAAGCAGCGCUAUCUGGAUGAGGCUGAACGGGAGAAGCAGCAAUACAUGAAGGAGCUGCGGGAAUACCAGCAAUCAGAAGCUUACAAGCUGUGUGCGGAGAAGAUGCAAGAGAAGAAAAUUAAAAAAGAGGACGCUGGUGCUGGAACUGUGAACACAUUGCUGAAUGGAUACAAGAUUGGAGAAGGGGGCAGUGAUGGCUUCUCAACAUUUGAUGUCCCUAUUUUUACAGAGGAAUUCUUAGACCAGAACAAAGCCCGGGAAGCAGAGCUGCGGAGACUGCGUAAGAUGAACACGGAGUUUGAGGAGCAGAAUGCCAUCCUGCAGAAGCACACAGAGAGCAUGAGCUGCGCCAAGGAGCGCCUAGAGCAGGAGCUUGCACUGGAGGAGAGGCAGACAAUGGCAUUGCAGCAACAGCUCCAGACGGUGCGCCAAGCUCUGACAGCCAGUUUUGCCAGCCUUCCCAUUCCAGGCACAGGUGAGACCCCCACAAUGAACACGCUUGAUUUCUACAUGGCAAAGCUUCACAGCACCAUUGAGAGCAAUCCUAUACAACAUGAAAGGCUGGUGGUCCGAGUCAAGGAGAUUUUGUCCCGUGUUGCCAACGAGCAUUUGUAAGCAACUGGGACACCACUUGAAAAUAUCUCAACUACAGUCUGCCAGGUUGAUGGAUUACACUGCUGUACGCUGCUCCUGACGCAGCUGCCUUUAUGUAGCAGAUCUUCUCCAGUGCCUCUUCUCUUCAAAGAGCCUUAAGUUGCCUUUUCUGCUCCUGAAAUGCGUAGGAUUUUCCUCUUUUCUUUCUGAGCUUUGUCCUCUCUUGGCUCUUUCAGAAGUUGCUGGCAGGACAGUAGAUGGUAGAAUGAUAGAAAACCAGUGAGACUUGUCCAUGAUCACUGGGAUAUAUGGCUGACUAUUGUGGCUACUAACAGGUCACUAUUGUGUCUACUAUUAGGUCACACAGGAAUAUCAAAAGCAGGGAGACCAAGAUUUAUAGGCAGAUAUUGGAAUGGUUAGAAGAUGAUCAAUAAGGAUUUUUGAGUCCCAGUUAAUUAACAAUAGCAGCUAUAUGAUGCCUCCUCAAACUCUAAAUUAUACUACUGAGGUUAUGAAAGAUGGGAUUGUGUGAGAGGCCUUUAAACUCAAAUGCUGAUCCUUGAUCCUUCUUUAAUUUUCAGCAUAUACCUGACUUCAAUUGGUGGAUAGAGAAAAAGCAGAAUAGAUCCAUGUCCAAAAACUGCCCUUCCCUCUGAUAAAGAGAUACAAAUAAGCAGAUCAUUGAAUUCAUUCCACUUGUGUUUUUAAAAUCAGAGCAAAACAUGCUAUUUCUUUUUUUUUUUUUUUUAAUUUGAUUUAUAUGCCGCCCUUCUCCGAAGACUCAGGGCGGCUUACAAUGUGCUCAGCAAUAGCCUUCAUCCUUUUGUAUAUUUAUACAAAGUCAGCUUAUUGCUCCCACAACUGGGUCCUCAAUUUACCUAUCUUAGAAAGGAUGGAAGGCUGAGUCAACCUUGAGCCUUGGCGAGAUUCGAACCCUGCAGUAAUUGCAGGCAGCUGGUCUUAAUAACCAGCUUAAUAACAGGGUGCCUUAAACCCCUGUACUACCAAGGAUCUUGGUAAACUCUUAUAGUUUACAUCAUCGUUUUAAUUAUCCUAUUGGAGCUUUUUAUUGACAUGUUUUGGAAUGCUUUUUGGAAUUGAGAAAUGCAUUGCAAAAUUUGAACAAGUGCAAAUCCAAGAGAUAGUUAUAUUUUGAUCCAGAUGUCCAUUAGCAGAACAUUUAUCUGAUUAAUUCUCGUCAGAAUGUGAUUAAUCAUCUCAAAUAGUUGUUUAGCAUAUAUGACUGAAUUCAUAUAAGCUAAACCAUGGCUUGCUUAACCAUGGUUUGCUGAAUAGCUGGGCUCACACAAUUGUACAUUAAAAAAAAUUAAAUCCUCCUGGUGACUCAAAAGAUGCUUUUUAAAAAGGGACCUGGACUGUUUUUUUUCCUUGAGAAGAAGAAAAUGUUUCGCUUUUCAUCCCAAAACAUUUUCUUCUUCUUCCUCAGGGGGAAAAAAAUAAUCCAUUUGCCUUUGUAAAAGCACCUUUGAGACAACUAUGAUCUGGAUGACCAAGAAUCUCUAGACAUUUUCCUGGUGAGUUAGAGGGAUGUGAGAAUAUUGACAAAAUAUUGUGGUUGCAUUGCAGAUUUACCCAUAAUUACCCAACCAGUUUAUUGAAUUUGCCCAAAGUUCUGCAUUUGCAUGACCUACUUAAACCUACACUAACUGUACAGACUGGAUUCACACAACACACUAGGCUGAAACCUGGCUGGCUGCUUUGGGAGUCUGGACAAACAGUCCAUGUGUCAUUUCAAAGACCUAUCUGUCUCAAGAAUGGGCAACUUAUGGCCUGCAGAUCACAAGCAUGUUGUGAUUUAAAUCCCUUUUCAUCUUCUAGGGCAGUUUAAGGUGAAGAUAGGAAUGAAUUCCUUUUGGGAGUCUUGAAUUUCCACCCCGUGGCCAAAAAAAAAAAAAAAUGGGUUUCAGCUCAGGAGACUGAUUCUCAAAUAUCGCCAUAAAGUUGACCUAGCUUAAAGCUGGUGCCAUUUCUCCGAGCUAGAUGGUCAUUGCACAUAUUAUUUUAAAUCAUGCUGAGUAAUCUAUUUUAUACUGGAGAUGCCAGGAAAGUUUUAUUAGUCUACAGUUAAGUUUCAAGAAGUGGAACUUUUCUUGGACUUGCUGCCUCAAUAUUUAAAUACAUAUAAUGUGACGUAAGAUGCAACUAAUAUUUUUACAGGGUGAAUGCCCCCCCCCCCCAACCUCAGUGUGCAUUUGUUGACAUUUGCACUUUACAUAGUGAAAAGUCUUGCAGAUGAGACACAGAAGUCAUUCCUUCAGGAAUGUGGCAUGAAGUUUUUGGGCUUUUUUUUUAAAAAAAAGAAAAAAGGUUACAGAUCUUGUGUCUUAAAUCGAAGAUACAUAUAUAGGGCUGGUAGAAUCUCUGAAAUCAAACUAGGAGCCUGAAGACAAAUACCCACCUUGUAUGCAAGGAAUUUUCAAAGCCAUUGUUGCUUCUCCUUGAAAAUAAUGGGUACAAGAUUCUAUGAAGAAAACUGCAUAUGUAGAUUAAGUCUGCUUCAUCUAAAAUAAUUAUAGUUGCUAGAAGCAAUUUAACAAUGCAAAACUUAAGUUGCCUUGGCAUAAAAUAAUGGCUUUAUUUAUUACAUAGCAUUGCACCCUUCCUCAUGACAUAAAUCCAUGCUGAUUAUUAUUGUGAAUGAAUUCUGACUUAGUUUUGUAUUUUCUUAAUGCAUUAGGAUAGGAUUUUUUAACAUAUUUGCAUUUAAAAUUAUAUUUUUAACAUUUUCCUCCCCCCCCCUUUGCAAAAAAAAAACACACAAUAGCAGUAUGGAAAUAGUUAUGCUGCUCUGGUGAGAGCAAGUGUUCUUUGUAAAAAAUAAAUAAAAUACAUAAAUGUACAAACUUA